ACUUCUCCAUUGGCAUUUCCGACACUUCUUCUUCCUCCUCCUCCUUUUCCCCCGCCCCUGUAGAGAGAGAGAGAGAGAGAGAGAGAUGGGGAACAUCUGCGGCGGCUCCGGGAAGGCUCAUGUGGCGGUGGAUUACAGGUCAUCCAGCCCAGGGACAACAAUGACCUCCAAGACAAGCGGCAGCAUAACCACCAGCAACAGCACCACGGGGAAGCUCUCCUCCGUGGGCAGCAGCUUCAUGGCGUCCGCCGGCAGCUGCAGCACGAGCGGUGGAUUCGACGAGGGGAACAAAUAUCCCGAGGGCCAGAUCCUGGAGGCGCCAAACCUCCGGACUUUCACAUUCAUCGAGCUCAGGGCGGCUACCAAGAACUUCCGGCCGGACAGUGUCCUUGGUGAAGGGGGCUUUGGGAGGGUGUACAAAGGGUGGGUGGAUGAGAAGACGAUGAACCCGGCGAGGAGCGGCACCGGCAUGGUUGUUGCGGUCAAGAAGCUCAACUCGGAGAGCAUGCAGGGGUAUGAGGAAUGGCAGUCGGAAAUAAACUUUCUAGGAAGGCUCUCGCAUCCGAACCUAGUCAAGCUCUUAGGCUACUGCUGGGAGGACAAGGAACUUCUUCUCGUGUAUGAAUUCAUGGCUAAAGGGAGCUUGGAAAACCAUCUUUUCAGGAGAGGAUGCGCCCCGCUGUCUUGGGAACUGAGGCUGAAGAUAGCCAUUGGUGCAGCUCGAGGACUUGCAUUCUUGCAUGCAUCAGAAAAGCAAGUUAUCUACCGUGACUUCAAAGCUUCUAACAUCCUUUUGGAUGCAAACUAUAAUGCAAAGCUUUCCGACUUUGGCCUUGCUAAGCUUGGACCAACUGGUAGCAACUCACAUAUCACAACUAGGGUGAUGGGCACAAAUGGAUAUGCAGCUCCAGAGUAUGUAGCUACUGGUCAUUUAUAUGUCAAGAGUGAUGUUUACGGUUUUGGAGUCGUGAUGUUGGAGAUGCUGUCCGGUCAGCGAGCGCUUGAUCCCAACCGUCCAAAUGGACAACUCAGCCUUGUCGACUGGGCGAAGCCCUACUUAGCUGACCGGAGAAAGCUUACCCGUCUCAUGGACCCCCGGUUUGAGGGUCAGUACAAUUCCAAACAAGCCCUUCAGGCGGCGCAGCUGACCCUGAAUUGCCUGGCCGGCGAGCCCAGGAGCAGGCCUUCAAUGAAAGAAGUCGUCGAGAAGCUUGAGCAGAUCGAAUCGAUGAAGAACCGGGCAAGGGAGGCAAGAGGGAGCGGUUCACCACGAGACCGCCACCAAGGUCGCAGCACGGUGCAGCAGAGGUCGUCACCUCACAGUGGUGCCCGCCGUGGGUCGAGGGCUAACGGCCAUGCCACGAAGGCGCGGUGAUCCUGGUGGUUGAAGCCGAUGACAAUCCUUCCUGUACAUGGCCUAAAUUUUUUGUCUGAUGUUCUUCAGUCUGUGAUGCCUGCUGCUGAUGUUGUUGUCACGAAGUUGGUCUUGUCCAAUCAUGAUUAGUGUAAAAUUAGCAACAAAGAGGAGUAGUUGCAAGUUGUAGCGAAUAGAAAUAGAGGGAGGGAAUAAUUCCUCAAAAUGUCUUCAGCUGGACCAUGAGUGCAUGAGUAUGAAUGUGAUGCUCCCUGAUUGAUUAUUCUUUGAA
Messenger RNA from Phragmites australis (common reed), 1646 nucleotides. Its product is annotated as probable serine/threonine-protein kinase PIX13. Bases 86 to 1375 code for a protein of 429 amino acids. The record is from RefSeq and is a predicted model, not a curated record. Gene Ontology annotation, molecular function: ATP binding; protein kinase activity. Gene Ontology annotation, biological process: protein phosphorylation. The transcript has 7 exons. Lineage: Eukaryota; Viridiplantae; Streptophyta; Magnoliopsida; Poales; Poaceae.